UAAAAGAGUUAUUAAAAUAUUAAAAUUUCAUUCCACAUUCAUUCAUUUCCUCAUUACACAUACUUAUUUUUCUAGUUUUAGUUUUGCCGACUCGUCUCACAUUCGUUAUCUAUUAGAGCGGCGAGCUUCACUUGGAAAUCUUCUGAAGAGCUUCCGAGUUUGCGAAUGAGAACUCGGCAUUGACUCAGACGGUUCGUUACAUUUUUGUGGCCGAUGCUGAAGUUUUAGCUCAGUGACAAUUUCUCUUGCUAUGACUUUCAGGUUUAUGCUAUAUUGAAAUAAAUUUUCAUUGACUAUGGGUGUCUCUGGGAAGUGGAUUAAAGCAUUGGUUGGUCUAAAGAAAUCAGAAAAGCCAGAGAAGGAUGGAAAUGUUGGCAAGUUUCAUCAUCAGAGAAGGCAUGAUGUCGAAUUUAAUAAUGGUAAACUUCCAAACGAAUUGGAUAAUGAUGCUACUACACCUGUUGAAGAUGUUAAUGGCCAUGCAAACCUUGAUGCCCACUAUUCAUCUUCUUCUUCACAAGCACAUGAUGCUGCACAUAAUCAACAAAUGAGGGAGGAAUGGGCUGCAAUACACAUUCAAACAGCAUUUAGAGGAUUUCUGGCCAGAAGAGCACUACGGGCUUUGAAAGGUGUGGUAAGGCUUCAGGCCCUUGUAAGAGGCCAUGCAGUGAGAAAACAAGCCGCAAUAACACUCCGUUGUAUGCAAGCUUUAGUGAGGGUUCAAGCUCGUGUUCGAGCUAGGCGUGUUUGCAUGGCAUUGGAAACUCAAGCAUCACAACAGAAGCAUCAGCAAAACCUUGCAAAUGAAGCUCGAGUUCGAGAAAUAGAAGAAGGAUGGUGUGAUAGUGUAGGAUCUGUUGAAGAAAUUCAGGCUAAAUUAUUGAAGAGACAGGAGGCUGCAGCAAAACGUGAGAGAGCCAUGGCAUAUGCUCUAUCUCAUCAGUGGCAGGCAGGAUCAAGACAGCAGCCUGUUUCCUCUGGUGGAUUUGAACCGGAUAAAAACAGCUGGGGUUGGAAUUGGUUGGAAAGGUGGAUGGCUGUCCGUCCUUGGGAGAACCGCUUUGUUGACAUAAAUAUGAAGGAUGGAGUAACAGUACAUGAAGAUGGAACUAAGGAUGAUAAAAAUGAAACCCCACCUCAGUUGAGCUCUGCUUACAAGAAACCAUUCUCAUCAAACACUCAUCCAAACCUGACAAGUCAAGGAACUGGUCCCACUAUUUCUGAUGGCUGUGAUUCUUCAUCUAGUAUGCCUGCAGGUUUGCCAGAAUCAUCAAACACACAUCCUGUUAAGCCGACUUCUAAGGCAAAUGCUGAAAAUACUGUUGGAGAAUUUAACUCAAAACCUAGAAUUGGGUCAAGAUCUCUUAGUAAUCCAAAGGAGAGAACAUCACAGGCAGAUAAGCAGGCCAAAAAACGAUUAUCUCUGCCUAACAAUAGGGCUGGUGCUGGAUCUCAAAUAGUCAAACACCCUGUUAGCAUUACUAAUGUGAAAGGGACGCUAAGCACGCAAAAGUCUACUAGGGAUAAACCUAAGCUCAAUGGAAGAAGGGAGGAGAAUACAAAGUAGCUGAAUGGAAGAAAGGAUGCGAACAUAAACACAAGGAUAUGUAUUUUCGAGAAUCUCAAAUAAGGGAAAUCACUCUCUUCUCUGUUGAUAUAUGGGCAUUUGUCGUUCUGUGCAUAUAAUGUGAAGCGGUGAGGGCUUUGUAUUGUACAUAGUCCAUGAAGAGUUGAAGACGAUGAAUGUGGUUUUACAGUUUUGAGAUUGGCUUGGGUUGUGAUAGGAAUAAGAUUUGCCUGGUUGAUACAAGUUUGCUUUUAUUUAUGCAAUGCAAUGCUUGUUGUGGUCAGAAUGUCAGUUAUGUGAUAGCAUGAUGCAUUUAUGUACACCUUUCAGUGUGAUUGCCUUAUGUCGCGUUAUAUUGUUGCCAGCUGUUCUUUAGUGAGCAUAUUUCACCAACACAUACAUGCUUCUGCGUAGAUUUGAUUAUUUGAUCAUAAUUGGUUAUGCCUUAUUUUCUGUACA
This is a messenger RNA of Glycine soja, 2026 nucleotides long. Its product is annotated as protein IQ-DOMAIN 1-like. The transcript has 7 exons. Bases 296 to 1567 code for a protein of 423 amino acids. Gene Ontology annotation, molecular function: protein binding. The record is from RefSeq and is a predicted model, not a curated record. NCBI's taxonomy places the organism in Eukaryota, Viridiplantae, Streptophyta, Magnoliopsida, Fabales, Fabaceae.